AUGAAACGGCAAAAUGUCCGCACUCUGGCUCUCAUUGUAUGCACAUUCACCUACUUGGUUCUCGGAGCAGCCAUAUUUGACGCUCUCGAAUCCGACAUGGAGGGCACGGAGAAGGAGAGACUACAGGCACAGGAGAAAGAGUGGCAGUUGAGGUACAAUAUCACCGCGGAGGAUUUUGAAAAAAUUACUCAGUUGGGAAUCCAGUUAAAGCCAUAUCGUGCAGGAACACAGUGGAAGUUCGCGGGUGCUUUCUACUUUGCCACAACGGUUAUAACAACAAUCGGCUAUGGACACUGCACUCCCAAAACCGUGGGAGGAAAGAUAUUCUGUAUGAUCUACGCCCUACCCGGCAUCCCCUUAUGCCUCGUCAUGUUCCAGAGCAUUGGAGAGAGAAUAAACACCCUCAUAACGCGCUUCCUUCGCCGCAUAAUCAGCCUAUUAAACUGCAAAAGCCAGACAGUUUCUCAGACCCAUCUGAUUUUUGUCAGUGCCAAUGUUGUCACUAUUGUCCUGACCGCUGGUGCUGCAGUGUUUGCUCAGUACGAAAAAUGGCACUACCUCGAUGCAGUCUAUUACUGUUUCAUCACUCUUACAACCAUCGGGUUUGGGGAUUUUGUGGCUCUCCAAAGGGAGGACUCCUUGGCCAAAAGACCCGAUUAUGUUGCUUUUAGUCUUAUCUUUAUCCUAUUUGGAUUGACCGUAGUGAGUUCUGUAAUGAAUCUUCUUGUGCUGCGGUUCCUUACGAUGAAUACGGAUGACCAACGAAGGGAUGACUUGGAGGCAGCAGCCCAAGCUCAGGAGUUGAGACGACUUCAUGGUGAUGUCAUUCAUUCGGUCAUCGGAAUGACUAACCAUUUGCCACCAAAUUGUCAUGACGAUACAAGGCAGAUUACGAAUUCCAUUCAGAGUAAAGAGUUGUCGAGUGUAAAAGAAGUUGCAGGCAUGAAACACCAACCUGUUAGGUAUUCGUAUGGUGAAGACGUAAUGGUGAACCAAUUUCAACCCAUAGAAACCCAACAUUCAGCUGUCAUGCUUCAUGUGGAGAAGUAUUUUCGUUCAUUUGCACGCCUGUUCAGUCAUGAAAGUCAUCAGACUUCCAACUUACCGACUGGAACUUUCCUGAAGAAUACUGAAGAUCGAAUAUCACCAACUGCCUCAUACACCGAGUCAGAAACCUAUGACGAGGAGUACUCCCCCUGGAUAAGCCAAUCAAAGGAGAAGACUGAACUCGGACAUGGUCAGCAUGUCUUUCGAUUCACGGAUUCGUGCUACCGAAACCUACAGAAGAUUAAAGAACCUAAGGCGGGCCUGAGAACUGAGAGUGUUGGACGUAAAACCAAAGUAGACGACAAUACACCAUUAGCACUUCAAAGGAACUGUGAACAGGAGACAAAAAGCGAGGCACAUACCGACCCGAACAUGGACGAUUGCGAGUCACCACCUCGCAAGUAUUUUCGAUAUGCCUCGUUCGACCGAGCGUCAUGUUGA
Hydatigera taeniaeformis is the source of this 1488-nucleotide messenger RNA. The record is from the annotation of a GenBank genome assembly. Lineage: Eukaryota; Metazoa; Platyhelminthes; Cestoda; Cyclophyllidea; Taeniidae.